Cooperia oncophora is the source of this 402-nucleotide messenger RNA. The record is from the annotation of a GenBank genome assembly. NCBI's taxonomy places the organism in Eukaryota, Metazoa, Nematoda, Chromadorea, Rhabditida, Trichostrongylidae.
AUGAAUCACUUCCGCGAGCACUACCUACUUGUUAACUACACAACAGCACACAUCUUCAUUCAAAAAGCAAGUGCCUUUCCAUUACUUUCAAAUACCCUAAAAAUUGAAUGUGUUCAUUCACAGCCGGGAAAUUUGAACGAGCCAGGAAGGCUAGCUGUCGUGGAUCGACUGGUGCAAACUUUUGAGUCGUAUCCGGAGUGCCUUGGGGCAAAUUUCAGUCACUACUUUGUUCGCGACUACAAACUAUUUCGUGAAGCAGUGGAGCUCGAGGAAGAGAGGGCGUUUGGCAUCACUGCUGAUAAGACUGACAUAUUCUCCGAGAAGGCUAUGCAGCCAUUCUUCUCAUGGCCGGAAUUCAAGCACUGGAAUGGCUUUGUCAAGUUCGACGAACACGGAAAGUAA